Messenger RNA from Aspergillus costaricaensis CBS 115574, 852 nucleotides. RefSeq names its product ubiquitin carboxyl-terminal hydrolase. The coding region runs from base 94 to 852 and encodes 252 amino acids. Gene Ontology annotation, biological process: ubiquitin-dependent protein catabolic process; protein deubiquitination. Gene Ontology annotation, cellular component: cytoplasm. NCBI's taxonomy places the organism in Eukaryota, Fungi, Ascomycota, Eurotiomycetes, Eurotiales, Aspergillaceae. The record is from RefSeq and is a predicted model, not a curated record. The transcript has 2 exons. Gene Ontology annotation, molecular function: cysteine-type deubiquitinase activity.
ACUUUCCUACACAUCUCUCACCCCUCACACAGUCAACAUUUCCUCUUCUCAACAGCAAACCUCACUACUACAUACAAUCCACACAUCCUCAAAAUGGCCGACACAGCCGACGCCCCCCAAAGCAACAAGGCCUUCGUGCCCCUCGAAAACAACCCCGAAGUAAUGACCCACCUCGUCCGCCAACUCGGCCUCUCCCCCACCCUAGGCUUCACAGACGUCUGGUCAAUCGACAGCCCAGACCUCCUCGCCUUCAUCCCCCGCCCGUCCUACGCCCUCCUCCUCGUCUUCCCCGUCUCCGCAGCCUACGAAGCAACCCGACGUUUAGAAGACGCGCCCCUCCCCGAAUACACGGGCUCCGGGGCCAACGAACCCGUAAUGUGGUUCAAGCAAACGAUCCGCAACGCGUGCGGUCUCAUCGGGCUCCUGCACGCCGUAUCGAACGGCACGCCGCGGAAGCACAUCACCCCCGGCUCGGACCUAGAUAACCUGCUGAAAGAAGCGGAGGGGCUGGGGCCGAUCCAGCGUGCGGAUCUGUUGUACGAGAGUAAGGCGUUGGAGAGUGCGCAUGCGGAUGCGGCGAAAUUGGGGGAUACGGAUGCGCCGGCGGCGGAGGACUCGGUGGAUUUGCAUUUCGUGGCGUUUGUGAAGGGCGAGGACGGCACGCUUUGGGAGUUGGAUGGGCGGAGGAAGGGACCGUUGGUUAGGGGGGUGCUUGGGGAGGAGGAGGAUGCGUUGAGUGAGAGGGCGUUGCAGUUGGGGGUUAGGAGGUUUUUGGAGGUGGAGAAGGGGAGUGGGAGUGGGGAGGGGGAUUUGAGGUUUAGUCUGGUUAGUUUGGGGGAGGUUUUUGAUUGA